Molecule: messenger RNA, 2561 nt
Organism: Seminavis robusta
Lineage: Eukaryota; Bacillariophyta; Bacillariophyceae; Naviculales; Naviculaceae
Source: the annotation of a GenBank genome assembly
CCGAAAGAGGCUCAAUGACUUGCAGCGAAGGCGAUCACAAACCGGCCACCCCGCAACAAUCCACAAUGGCUCCACACACAAUCCACAAACAUCCACCGUCAAUCGAUGAAAGAGACCCUCAAUUGUUGCUUUGCUCUUGUCUCUCUCUGAACCAACAGCUGCCGAGCUAGCUAGAACAGCACUUGCUGUCGGUGCAUCCCAAGCUAACGGAGGCAGAGGAAACGACAGAGGAGCUUGCUUUGAGGACAGCAAGAGUCGAGUCGUGUUAAUAUAUACUGUACCGGUAGCGCACCACUCGACGGUCUUUGGUUCAGUACCAUACCGGUACCGGUACAGUCCAAACCAUCAUGUCUGGGAGCCACAGCCGCUUCACACCUCCCUUUAGUGUGUCCCAACAACGAUUCUUGGCCAUUUGUCCCAAAUUCUCCUCCUCCUUCAGUAUUGUGGGAAGCCUGUAUAUCAUUCAGCAUGUCCUACGAUCUCCAUCGCGACGACAACGGGUCUACACGCGUCUCUUGCUGGUCAUGAGUGGUAUGGAUUUGAUGUAUGCCAUCAAAUGCUUUCUUUCCACAUGGCCCUUGCCUACUGGGUCGGCGUAUGGAGCCGUGGGAACCACACAAACGUGUACGGCGGCCGCCUUUUGGGGACAAGGAGGAUCGCUGUCGUCGGCUGUCUACAAUGGCAGUCUGACACUCUACUAUCUACUCACCAUUCGAUAUGGAUGGACACAAUCGCAAUUUCAACAACAAUCAUCAUCAUCAUCAUCAUCAUCAUCCACACAUAACACAUCCACAACCACAAGAAUACGAAUAUCCUGGGAGUGGCUACUGCACGCCAUUCCUCUCUCAAUUGGCUGGGGCACGGCCAUUGCAUCGUUGCCACUGCGCCUCUUUAACCCCAUUGGAUGGACCUGUUGGAUUGGACCGUGGCCACUCCAAUGUGCCGCUGAUGGCGAUGGCACGCCAUGUGAACGCGGACACAAUGCCAAACUCUAUCGAUGGCUCUUUUUUCAUGCUAUUCUAUGGGCCACAUUUGCCUUUGUCACCGUCGCCAUGAUACUCAUUUAUGCCAAAAUCAAAGCCGAUGAACGUCGCUCCGAUCGAUACAAUAACAGCUUUCUCAUCAAACAAGAGGAACAACGACAAGAAUUUCAAAUACAAAGCACUCAUGAUAAUCAAGACAAUCAGCAGCAGCAAGUGGAGGUACUGCACGAAGAUGCACAAGCUUCGUCCAUGACAUGUACCACUCCGACAACCAGUCAAUCUCGCCUGUCUUUGGCACGCAGCAGUCACAGGCAUAUCAUUGGUAGCAGUCGAGUACUCUUUGGAGGAUCCGCCAAGAGACCAAGUAGUGACGAAGAACUCAACACUACCGAAUACAGUUGUUCCGCGCCAUUUUCCAGAACAGCCAGUUUCAAACAACGAAAACGAAAACAACAACAGCACAAGAAACAAAAGCUAUCCAGACGAUUUGCCGAACAAGCCUUUUGGUACAUUUUGUCUUUCUUUUUGGCAUGGAUCAUUCCCAUGGCACAAUUCGCCGUCACACAGGCACCGGAAGGGACACUCUACUAUCCCUUAUUGGCAUUGACCGUCAUUCUCAAUCCCUUGCAAGGCAUGUGGAAUGCCUUGAUUUACAUUCGACCACGCUAUCUCCGCUACCGACAAAAACAACGACAACAGCAACAACAGCAACGGCGCCGCCAAAGUCGAAAUAGUCAGGAGGGAUCACAACAAUUCUUGGGCUUGUCCUUGCGACGCAGUUCUCGACAGUUGUUGCAAACGGCAGGCGAUGAUAGCCCCGUCGAUUCGACGGGCGGCACCACUAAUCACACCGUCAGACCUGAUGUAUGGCAGGCCAUUGUUUCGGCUGUCAGUGUACAAGGAGAAGACGACGAAGACGAAUGGGAGGGAGAGGAUGACAAUAAUGAAGAAUCAUCGAUUCAUAAUAAUGAUGCGAAACCGAAUGGAACUUGUGGAAGAGAUACACCCUCCUCGGAUGGUGACGACAACGACAGGCAAGGGGAUACUGCCAAUGACGAGGAAAUUCCAAAGCAUGGCGGCGAAGAGCUUGGGCAAGAGGAUCAUGGCGUCGUGAGCAGCGCUGUACAUGAACCAUAGAUCUGGAGGGAGGCAAUGCUAUUUCGGCAAGACUAUAUGCAUUCCUGCAAGAGGUGUGUUUGCAGUAUCAAGCAAGGGAUCAUCAACUAACCCGACGCAUUGCUGGAGCUCGAGUCGAGUCCGGGCGAUCCACCAUAUUCUUGCACAAAAGAACGUGCAUCAUUCAGUGUUCUACUAAAAGGCUGCAUCGCUAUACAGGCACAAGUCGUUCACCAGCUCGGUGGCAUACCCAACGUUACUACUGACUGUAGCCACUAAUAGUAACCACGCAGCUGGCUAGGUCUGCCACCUGUCAGCUUGCUUCGAAGCGACAUUCAGUGAUUCAUUGUUUGUCUGGCCAUAAACAUCCACUCUAAGGAUCCAUGACAAAAAAAGCACUCUCGAGGGAGCCAAAGUCAGCCCAGCUCACUGUUGUUGCUCUUUCCGUAUCCAAGUUGAGGA